AUGGCCGAUAACAGCUCCCCAGAUUACAAAUCUCUUUAUCUACAGGCAGAAGAAGGACGGAGGCAAGAAGAGGAGAGACGGAAGGAGGAAGAGGAGAGACGGAAGGAGGAAGAGGAGAGACGGAAGCAGGCCGAAGAUGAAGGCAGACAGGAGAAAGAGAGACGGGAACGAGCUGAAGAGCGCACCCGACCGACCAGGUUCGUGGAGUUAUUGCGCCAUUCUCACAACCUCCUCUCCCGACCGUUGAGAGUUGAGACACCAUCUCGAUCGACUACCGGGAAAAUACCCCUUCCCACCGGGAAACAUUGCCCGACGCGAUUAGAACACUGGAACGUCUUUUCAACACAACAGUCGGAGCUCUACGAGUCCGUCUGUAGCUACCUUCAGCUGACGCCGGCAGGGGCGCCACGUCUGUUCUCAUCGUUGCAUGAGUUGGAAGGAUUAGGUCGACGAUUUUCUCGUACGCCUAUAAGCAGCGAGCAAGAACUCGAGGCCUAUGAGCGGUUUGCCGUGGAAGAGCAUGUCCAGGAUAUAAUUUCCGAGUUGCGCAAAAUACCCGCUGCUCGCGAUGAGUUUGGCCUCGGUGAUGGAAUCCAAUUCAGCAAUCAUACGAAUUCCCUAAAUGAGAAUGAAGCUAUUGAAGCGGAUGCAAGCCAACCGUCAAGUGUACACCGCCCAAGACCUGAUCAGUUUUGCAUCCAUCGUGUCGACGGCAACGGUGCCACGCUCCUCACGACUGUCGAGUAUAAGCCGCCACACAAGCUUUCUGUCGCAACCCUUCGUAUAGGGCUCCGUCCAAUGGACUUAUGGAAGGAGAUGGUCAGAUCAAACAAAAUACCGACAAACCAGGAAGCUAAAUUGAGGUACAAUGCAGAGCGGCUUGUCUGCUCCGCGCUUGUCCAGGAGUAUCAUGUGAUGAUCCAGGAAGGACUCGAGUACUCCUAUGUGACAAACGGGAUUGCUCGAGUCGUACUCCGUGUUCCACGAGACGAGCCUAGCACGCUUUACUACUUUCUUUGUGACCCUAACAGCGAAGUGAACCCAGAAGUUGAAUAUAGUUCUCAGCUACGGAAGACUUCUGUUGCGAGGACACUGUGUCUGUGUUUGAUGGCUUUUUCCUCGACUGCGCGUGCCCAGGAAUGGCGGAAUUCUAUGCGAUCAGAGAUUCCUAUUUGGAAGACCAGCUUUGACCAUACCCGUUCUCAGAUUCCCAAAGCAGAACUGCGGCAGACCCUUUUCCACUCAGACAGUACCAACCCGGAGUAUCCGAGUCCGGAAUCGGGCUCGUCUUAUGAAUUACCGUCGUCUCCACCGGAUUCUCCAACAGCAGCAGCCCGCCGAGUGUCUACAAGGUCUCAGGCAGGCUGCGCACCGUCAGGUGUACCACACCGCUCGCAGUCGCCAGACUCAUCAGGCUCCGAUUCGAACCAAGCAACAAGCCGCAAGCGGGGCUUCAGCCAAGUUGCAUCAUCCCCGUCUACCCAACGAGCAGGUCGUCAACAGGAUAACGGAAAUAAUCAAGGCAACCAGACCCGACAUCGCAAUACACAAUUUUGCACCCAGCGAUGUUUACUCGGAUUGCAAUCAGGCGGUGUCCUAGACGACUUCUGUCCAAAUGUGAUGCUCCAUCGUCGAACUAAAGACGAUCUUCGACAUCCGAUAAGCUUGGGAGAUUUGGUGCGUUUACUUAAAGCACAGUUGGACGAAAACAUUGACCGCUGCAUACCGCUCGGAGAUUGCGGGGCAUACGGUGCGCCAUUUAAACUUACCUGCGUCGUAUAUGGCUACACUGUCAUCGGAAAGGGAACCACGUCGGGGCUGUGGAAAAAGUCUCCCGCGAAGCGCAGGUAUACCAAAUUCUGCGAAAGGUUCAAGGGUCUGCUGUGCCUGUUUUUCUGGGUACUCUCGAUCUGGCGAAAAUCUAUUUUCUUCAUGGAGCUGGAGAAAUUCGUCAUAUGCUCGUGA
Molecule: messenger RNA, 1965 nt
Organism: Penicillium alfredii
Lineage: Eukaryota; Fungi; Ascomycota; Eurotiomycetes; Eurotiales; Aspergillaceae
Exons: 1
Coding region: 1-1965 (654 amino acids)
Source: RefSeq, a predicted model, not a curated record